Hippoglossus stenolepis (Pacific halibut) is the source of this 1525-nucleotide messenger RNA. RefSeq names its product akirin-2. The record is from RefSeq and is a predicted model, not a curated record. Gene Ontology annotation, biological process: positive regulation of transcription by RNA polymerase II; positive regulation of innate immune response. Bases 350 to 892 code for a protein of 180 amino acids. Lineage: Eukaryota; Metazoa; Chordata; Actinopteri; Pleuronectiformes; Pleuronectidae. Gene Ontology annotation, molecular function: transcription coregulator activity. Gene Ontology annotation, cellular component: nucleus; chromatin. The transcript has 5 exons.
UCGAACUAGAAGGUAAUAAAAGCGAAGCCUCAGCCGUAGCGUCGGGUUUGUUGAGGCAGUGACGGUAAAUCUACGAUCAUCAGAGUAAAUACAACAUUUAACCUGAAUCUCUUCAUCCAGUUUGAGUUCAGAUUUAUCCUGCGACUCAAACUCGGGGACAUCGAUCGGCUCAAGAGACGAAGAGACGAAUAAAAGUGUGUUUUUCUCUCGACACCCCGGAACCGCCGCUAGCUACCGACAGCUAGCAUUAGCAGCGCAGACCGUGGCCCUGGUGGCGAAGUGACCAGACAACAGGGGAGCGCAGCUUUUUGUUUUUGUCCUGUUCGCUCUUCGCUCGUGCUUCGUUGUAAUGGCGUGCGGAGCGACGCUGAAAAGGAGCCUGGACUUCGACCCGCUCAUGAACCCGGCUUCCCCGAAGAGGAGGCGAUGCGCCGGGGGCAUGUCUCCGGUGUCCUCGCCGCAGAAGUACCUCCGGAUGGAGCCCUCGCCGUUCGGGGAGGUGUCGUCCAGACUCACCACAGAGCAAAUUCUACACAACAUCAAGCAAGAGUACAAGCGGCUGCAGAAACGGCGACACCUCGACAGUGCUUUCCAGCAGCAGGCGGACGGCUGCUGUCCUCUGGACGCGCAGAACAUCCACAGUGGAUCUGCACUACCAGGUACGUCCUCAGGUGCCUCGUCUCCCACCAGGAAAGAGCAGCCUUUGUUUUCCCUCAGACAGGUUGGAAUGAUCUGUGAAAGACUACUGAAAGAGCGAGAGGACAAAGUCCGCGAGGAGUUUGACGAGUUACUGACGACAAAGCUCGCGGAGCAAUAUGAUGCCUUCGUUAAAUUUACACACGACCAACUGAUGAGAAGGUUCGGAGAACAGCCUGCUAGCUACGUAUCCUGAGUGUCAGCCUCGGACAUCGGGGGGAAAACAAUUUGCUGCAAGCUGCUCCAGGGACUGAGUGGGUCUAGUUGGACUUUUCUCCUAGCUGUGCCAUAUCGCCUCAGUGGACUCACUGCCUCAGGCUCAGUUAGCGGCCUCCACGUUUGCUGUGUCUACCAGAGUUAGGAGGAAGGGCUUCCUGCUGACAACAUGUCCAGACUUUCUGUCACUCUACCAGUGGCCUCUUAACUGCCGCCUCAAUAUUUAUUUGGCUGUGUUCUGAUGCCUUCAUAAAAGGCUGACUGCCACCACACACUCUGCCUUGUUGAUUUUAUUUUACUCUCGGAUUUAGUUGAUUUUACAAAGAUUUUUAGUUGUGCAGCUUCUCUAUAUGUACAUUUUGAAAAAGGGAUUGGACAUUGAGGAGUGGGACACGAGGCCACGCUCAGACUGGACUCCAGAAAUGGGUCUUUUUUAUGUUUUGACCUGUAUUGGUGAUAACUGCUAUUAAAUUUAUAUACACUGUACUUUUUUAUUUUUAUUUUUUUUUUGCUCAGCUUUUGUUAAUUGUACCAAAAUGUCAUGGUUUUAUUUGCUGUAGGUAUAAAGGGGCUUUGAUCUAAGAGAAGUGAAUGAAUAAAGUGUUUACAUGAA